Messenger RNA from Pseudoliparis swirei, 4070 nucleotides. RefSeq names its product zinc finger protein 185 with LIM domain (gene znf185). Lineage: Eukaryota; Metazoa; Chordata; Actinopteri; Perciformes; Liparidae. The coding region runs from base 531 to 3746 and encodes 1071 amino acids. The record is from RefSeq and is a predicted model, not a curated record. The transcript has 32 exons.
GCUUUAAUGUUGUUUCCUAUGGAUGUGUGCGCCGCUGUUGGUUUGUUCCUGAUCUCAUUUUAAUGAGGCGUGUGUGCUUCCUGGUGUUUCCUACCCAGUGAGCAUGAGAGCAGCGUUCCCACAGGAGUCGUACUUUCCUUUUGUUGGCAGUGUGCACCUCGCCGCCCUCUUCCCUUUCCCUCGCACCUUCUCACAAUCGAAUGCCAGACACCUGUACGACAGGUUGCCAACUCCCAUGAAUAGAAGUGCGCAUGUAGUAAACACAAAUACGUUCAUAGCAACCUCUCUCUCUCUCACACACACACACACACACACCUACUGGGCUCCACCCCUCACCUGUCUUCCUUGACUGGCUGGGCUUGUUGCUGCGCACGCCCGUACCUGUUCACAGUGACCGAGACACCUGUCGGACCAAAAGGCCUUCCCUCUGCUCACAGGACUCUGAGCUCGGUGGACAUUUCUCUGCUGGGUGUGAAGUAGAAGCAGGUGGCUUGUAGAGAUAACUGAACAAAGAAGAGAGAGAAACAAGCAUGUCAAAACAGGGGGAAAAGGAGUCCGUGUUCGUUACCACCAAAGUGCGGACCAAGCUGAAGGGAGACGGCAGCUGGCUGCAAUGCAGCAGUGGCGCGCAGGCGGAAGCUGACAAGGAGAAGCCAUGGUUGGCAGAAGUAAGGGCCGGCCGUGUGAACGGAGCCCCUGUUGACAGCAGUCCAGUGUCGUCACCAACUCCAUCCACUGCGCCCCCCACCAAGUCAGAUGCAGAGAGAGCUCCGGCCUCAGGAGGCAUUUUCACUAAACUAGACAAGCCCCCUUCAUCUUCAACAACUAACGGCGUGAUUCCAUCAACGACACAAUUCACCAAAAAGUCCUCAGAAAGCUACAAGAAAAUAGCCCCCUACACGGUGAGGCCCACGUCAGAGAACCAGGAGAGCCAGCUGAGCAACGAGGAGCAGGAGAAACGGACGGAGGCUGCCAGCAAUGUUCUGAAGAAAUCCUCCAUGAGGAAACGGUCCUAUGUGCUUUCUGCUGCUAAGAAAUAUGAGUCUCAAGAAGAGAUGCCCGAAACCUCUUUAGUCAACAGCAGUCCAGCAUUUGUGGCUAGAAGGGUGGAGGUUACCGAUGUUGAUGGGAGCGCUGCGACACCAGCAGCUGCCAGCGCUCGGCCCCCCUCCCCCGCCUCCACACCAGAGCCCAAACCACGCAAAGUAGUCGACAGCAUUAAGACGGCUGCUGCUGUGGCACCGAAGGUGGAGGAGCCCGUGAAGGAUGACCCCCCUCCGGUGUCUGUUACAGUAAAGGACCCAUUUGAGGAAGUGGAACCAGGCGGCACCAAGCUGGCCACUCCCCUCCCUGUGCGCAUCCCAAAGUGUUUCCAAGCAGUCAGUACAGAGCCAGAACCCCAGGAUUCAGACACUUCUGGGCCAGUUGACGCCCCUCUGGUUGAAGUCGGCCCAGCGUCAGCAGCCCCAUUACCACCUACUCCAGCAGCCCCUGCCCCUCUGUCUCCUGCCCUUCUGUCUCCUGCCCCUCUGUCCCCUGCCCUUCUGUCUCCUGCCCUUCUGUCUCCUGCCCUUCUGUCUCCUGCCCCUCUGUCUCCUGCCCUUCUGUCUCCUGCCCCUCUGUCUCCUGCCCCUCUGUCCCCUGCCCCUCUGUCUCCUGCCCUUCUGUCCCCUGCCCCUCUGUCUCCUGCCCCUCUGUCUCCUGCCCUUCUGUCUCCUGCCCCUCUGUCUCCUGCCCUUCUGUCUCCUGCCCCUCUGUCUCCUGCCCCUCUGUCUCCUGCCCUUCUGUCUCCUGCCCUUCUGUCUCCUGCCCCUCUGUCUCCUGCCCCUCUGUCUCCUGCCCUUCUGUCUCCUGCCCCUCUGUCUCCUGCCCCUCUGUCCCCUGCCCUUCUGUCUCCUGCCCCUCUGUCCCCUGUCCCUCUGUCUCCUGCCCCUCUGUCUCCUGUCCCUCUGUCUCCUGCCCCUCUGUCUCCUGCCCCUCUGCCUCCUGCCCUUCUGUCCCCUGUCCCUCUGUCUCCUGCCCCUCUGUCUCCUGCCCUUCUGUCCCCUGCCCCUCUGCCCCCUGCCCUUCUGUCCCCUGCCCCUCUGUCUCCUGCCCCUCUGUCUCCUGCCCCUCUGUCCCCUGCCCCUCUGUCCCCUGCCCCUCUGUCUCCUGCCCCUCUGUCCCCUGCCCCUCUGUCCCCUGCCCUUCUGUCUCCUGCCCUUCUGUCUCCUGCCCCUCUGUCUCCUGCCCCUCUGUCUCCUGCCCCAGUGUCUGCUGUAACAGAGUUCCCAGGCUGGACCCAACCAGAAGCAGAAAGAGCACCAAAACCAUCUCAAAGGCAAAGCUCCAGUGUUGACACGCUCGCCACCCUGUCCGACACUCUCAUUGCUUUCGACUCCAGUUCAACCAGCUUUUGGGAUGAUGAGCCAGAGGAAGACGCAGCUUCAGCAAAGAUGCAAAGCACACAGAACGGGGUUGAACAGGAGCUCAGCAGCUGUGUGACGGACGAUCUCCUGGCUCUCACCGAUGGUCCAGAGGAGUCUGCAGACCCCGCCCCCCCCAGUCCAGGCCGCUGGAGUCAGGAUCUGCUUAGUGGACUAAGUGAGUCAAUACCAGCAAAGACGAGUGGCGCCCUGGAUCUGCUGGCGGACGAUGUCAUUCCUAUCAAGACAGAGGCACGCAGCAGCCUCAACAUGCAGCGAGAGGAGAACCAGAGGGAUGAAACACAGAGCCUCACAGAGACCGUCACUACGACCACCAAGACUGGGACCAUGACUGACACCGACCGGGAGGACACGGCCAACCCGUGGAGCUCCCGCGAGGCGACGGCAGCAUCAAGCUCGGCUGAUCCGUUUGAUCCGUAUCCGAUCGGGACCCCGUCCUCCAACAGCGCUGCUGACCUGCUCCAGCCUCUCUCGGAUGUCUCCGGCAACAGUGCAUCAUUUACUUUCAUGGAGAACAAAGAACCAAGUCCAGACAAUGUGUUGGAAUCCCUGGCCGACAGCGUCCUGCCCAUCAACACCGACACCACCAGUCUGGGUACUGGGCGCUCAUGGGCGCGCUCAUGGGGAAGCAGCCCUCUUGAGCCGGCGGCUGCAGCCGAGAGCCAAGGAGGCCCAACUGUAGAUCCAGAGACGCUGGUCAUGUUUGAAAGAAAGUCGUCUGAGAACGACUCCCCAUGGGACAGGUGGACAUCACCCACUGUCUACACCCUGGCUACAGGAGAAGAGGAGGAGGAAGAGGAGGAGGAGAGCUAUGAGCCCGAUUCCAGGACCGGAGAAGAGCCGCGUGUCCAAACACCAGAACCUGAGGCCAAAAAGGGGUUUGUGUAUCUGAAGGAGUACGUCAAUGCAACAGAGCUGUCCUUGCACAAUGCCAGAGACUCAACCGAAAACGGGUCAGACUAUUUGACCUUGAGCCCUGCCAGCUACUCCUACAGCAGCCCCUCAACUUACUCCAGUGACCUGCUGUCAUCCACCUGUAACUUCUGCCAGAAGCCAGUUGGUCAUGAUGCCAAGAUCACCGUCGAGCACCUCGACAUCAACUGCCACCCCGACUGCUUCAAGGUACUUCCUCGUCUCUGGCAUUUAUCGGACGACACAAAGUCCUGGAGGAAUGCGGUGUGUGUGGGAAGCCCAUGGGAGACCUUCUGGACAGCAUGUUCCUCCAUGGGGGGACGGUCCACUGCGAGACGUGCUACAGCAACGCCUUGGACUGACCCGCCUCGUGGGCUCCACCCUCCCUUCAUGGUCAUUAGCAUAUAAAGUGGGAAGUGACCUCUUUCUCCCUGUUUGAGCUCAGGAAUGAUCAAAAGGUUGUUAUAGUGAACACGGUGACUAUAUAAUGUGGAUUCUUAAAUCAUGUUCUAAACGCUUGUUUUUGACCCUUGUGCUGAAAGCUGUAGACUGUGAAGGAUGUGUCAUGAGCAUUAUGAAUGGAGCAACACGAGCUCGGAGGGAACAACUCGAGAAUUUACUGCAGUCGUUGUGCAAAAAUCUUUAUUAUAAAAUGCUUACUUAUUUUUCUCUUGAUACAAAAUAGUGUGUCACAUGUAUGAUGCUUUGUUGAAAAAUAAAAUGAUUUAUAUA